Brassica rapa (field mustard) is the source of this 734-nucleotide messenger RNA. RefSeq names its product L-arabinokinase-like. The record is from RefSeq and is a predicted model, not a curated record. NCBI's taxonomy places the organism in Eukaryota, Viridiplantae, Streptophyta, Magnoliopsida, Brassicales, Brassicaceae.
UCCGCAACGGGGGUUCAUCCCGAAUCCUUAACGCUAAAGCAUAUCGAUCGUCGGAGAGAUAUUUUCCCGUCGAAGAAAAUGAGGAUUGACGAUAACGAAGGCGUCUCAGCUUCCAGCAAGCACCUGGUCUUCGCUUACUACGUCACUGGACACGGCUUCGGUCACGCCACCCGCAUCGUCGAGGUUGUCCGUCACUUGAUCGCGGCCGGGCACGACGUUCAUGUCGUCAUCGGCGCGCCUGAUUUUGUCUUCACGUCCGAGAUUCAGUCUCCUAGGCUAAAGAUUCGAAAGGUUCUUUUGGACUGUGGAGCUGUGCAAGCUGAUGCUCUGACUGUAGAUCGUCUUGCCUCCUUAGAAAAGUAUGUGGAAACAGCUGUGAUUCCUCGAGCUGAAAUCUUGGAAACAGAAGUGGAGUGGCUUCAUUCUAUCAAAGCUGAUUUCGUGGUGUCUGAUGUUGUCCCCGUAGCGUGCCGUGCAGCGGCUGAUGCUGGCAUACGUUCUGUCUGUGUCACCAACUUCAGGUGACGUUUUUUAAUAUCCUACUUUCAGUUUUGGUGUGUCUUGUUUGGCCUCCUGAGGUCUUGAGCGUGUUGUAGUCCACGUUCACAACCUAGCUUUUGUUAUCAAAUGUUCAACUCCCCUGUUUUAAAAGAAAAUGUUUAUAGUGAAAAUAUAGUCACAAAUUGAUUUUCUCCGGUGAUCGAAUUGAAUAGCGCAAAUUGGUUUCAUGCUCA